Gossypium arboreum is the source of this 1708-nucleotide messenger RNA. Its product is annotated as ACT domain-containing protein ACR9-like. NCBI's taxonomy places the organism in Eukaryota, Viridiplantae, Streptophyta, Magnoliopsida, Malvales, Malvaceae. The transcript has 6 exons. The coding region runs from base 264 to 1535 and encodes 423 amino acids. The record is from RefSeq and is a predicted model, not a curated record.
CUCCCCUAUACGACCGUUCACCGCCAACUCAAAUUCACUGCCUUCCCCACUUUUAAUAUCCUUUCCCUCUUUUUUUUUUUUUUUUUGUUAUCUUUUUCUCCGGAGAUCUUUUUAGAAUUUGAUUUUAAAAAAGAAGAAGAAAAUUUAGCAAAAGAAAAAAAAAAGCUUGGCGAAGAAAGUUCGCUACGUUUCGACGGUGAGAGAUUGUUUUGCGCUGAGGCAAAAUCGAUUCUCCGGCGCAAAUUUCACCGGUUUUGUCCGGAAUGGGAGUUCCGACCGACGACGCCGUUGUGAUCCAAAAAGGAAAGAAAAAUGGAGAUCCUCACGUAAUCACUGUUAAUUGUCCCGAUAAACAUGGUCUCGGAUGCGAUAUUUGUCGUAUUAUUCUUGAUUUCGGACUUUACAUCACCAAAGGAGAUGUUUCGACGGAUGGAAUUUGGUGCUAUAUGGUCUUUUGGGUUGUUCCUCAUUCGAGCUCACCUUUUGUUAGGUGGCCGAGUUUGAAAAACCGGCUUCAAUCGUUAUGUCCUUCUUGUUCAGUGACGUUUCACUUUGAAGGUCAAGCUUCGAAUUCCUCCGCCGCCGCGGCGUCUCCGGUUUACUUGUUGAAGUUCUUUUGCCUUGAUCGGAAGGGAUUAUUACAUGAUGUAACACAGGUUCUUAGUGAGCUUGAGCUCACAAUUCAAAAGGUGAAAGUUACUACAACACCUGAUGGCAGAGUCCUCGAUCUCUUCUUUAUAACCGAUAACAUGGAGCUUUUACACACAAAAGAACGACAAGAUGAUACAUAUAAACAGUUAAAUGCCGUGUUGGGUGAAUCAUGUAUCAGUUGUGAACUCAAGUUGGUUGGUCCUGAGUAUGAACGUCAUCAUGGUAUCUCAUCACUUUCUCCUGCUAUAGCGGAAGAGUUAUUCCGUUUCGAGCUAUCGGAUAAAGAGACUCGUUCCCAAGCUCUUAGCCCAGAUAUGGCGAAAUUGAAGAAAGCUACUGUGGUGGUUGACAAUUCAUUGAGCCCAGUUCAUACAUUGCUUCAGAUAGUUUGUGUGGAUCACAAAGGUCUUUUCUACGAUGUCUUGAGAACUUUGAAAGACUGCAAUAUCAAGAUAGCUUAUGGUCGAUUCUCAUUGAACUCCAAAGGUUAUCGUGAUCUAGACUUAUUUAUUCAGCAAAAUGAUGGGAAAAAGAUUGUGGAUCCCGAUAAGCAAGACGGAUUAUGUUCUCGUUUGAGGAUGGAAAUGCUUCAUCCAUUGCGUGUUAUCAUUUCGAACCGAGGGCCAGAUACUGAACUUCUGGUUGCUAAUCCGGUUGAGUUAUCUGGAAAGGGAAGACCAAGGGUUUUCUAUGAUGUUACACAAGCUUUAAAGUCUCUUGGAAUUUGCAUAUUCUCGGCUGAAAUCGGAAGACAUUCAAGUUCGGAACGGGAAUGGGAAGUGUACAGGUUCCUUUUGGAUGAUAACUGCAAAUUCAAAUUCUCAAGUAUUGGAGGUAGAAAUCAGAUUGUAGAUAGAGUUAGAAGAUUACUCAUGGGAUGGUAAGAAUGGUCUUCUUCUUUGUAUCUUAUGAUUCCUAGCAUCACCUGAGUGUCCAAACCCGACCGAGACCACAAGCGCAAAGUUCCGAUCCGCGUUUGUAUGUUGACGCAUUUAGCUUCUUUGUAUUGUCAAAUAAACCUUUUAAAAUAACUACCAAGUGAACAUAUCUCACCGAA